CAAAAAGAGGUACCUUCCCCUUUGCCAGUAAACUUGUUGAACAGCUGUACCCGCUGAUGUCCCUACCUGUCCUUCACGUGCGCAACGAAGUGCCGCUUGGUCCGACUGGAACCUGCAGACAGGGACAAUGACGGGACAUCACUGGGGAUACGGGAAGGAGGACGGUCCCUCUUCAUGGUAUAAAAACUACCCCGUUGCGGAGGGGAACCGGCAAUCACCAAUUGAUAUCGUCCCCAAUGAGGCGUCACAUGACCGCGAUCUAGGCCCUAUAAUGACAAACUAUGACCACUGCACCUCCAUUAACAUCUCCAACAAUGGACACUCCGUAGUUGUGGAGUUCAAUGACUCAGAUGAUCGUUCAGUGAUCAAGGGAGGCCCACUCGAUAACCCCUACAGACUGAAACAAUUUCAUUUCCACUGGGGUGGAAAAGGACAUGAAGGCUCUGAGCACACUGUUUCAGGAAAAGGCUUUGCAUCUGAGCUUCAUUUAGUUCACUGGAAUGCUGUCAAGUACAAAACGUAUGGAGAGGCAUCAACUGCGCCCGAUGGUCUUGCCGUUCUUGGCAUCUUUUUAGAAACAGGUGAUGACCACAGAUGGCUCCACAUGAUAACGGAUGUUCUGUACAUGGUGAAGUAUAAAGGCAGUAUCACAGAUUUCAAAGGUUUCAACCCCAAGUGCCUGCUUCCCAGCAGUCUUCACUACUGGACCUACCUCGGCUCUCUAACCACACCUCCGCUACACGAGAGCGUUAUCUGGAUCAUCCUGAAGGAGCCAAUCGAAGUGUCUGAAAAGCAGCUGGGGAUGUUCAGAAUGCUUCUGUUCACUGAAGAGGACGACGAUCAGAAGAUGCGGAUGGAAAACAACUUCAGGCCUCCCCAGCCUAUCAAAGGGAGGAGAGUGCGUUCCUCCAAUUAAUAUGACCUCUGGAGGUCUGAAGUCAUAAAUAACCAACAGCAACUGCAAUAACACGAGAAUACUUUCACCUCACGAUAGCUUAUCCUGAAGGGUUUGUGAUUGUACGUAAAACAGAAGUAAAACGUUGCAAUAAUUGUCAUCCCUGGUGGUUUACCCCCCACUAAUGUGAAACUUUAAUGGCAGUAGAGGGAAUUAUUUUAGGGGCCAAAAAAAAGGAUUUUGUUAAGUUUACUAGGAAGUAGAAUAAAACCAGCAUUUACAGUCAUUAUUAUCAUUAUCACAAACUGUAAGUUUAAUAGGUUGCACCAAUACUUAAACCAACGAUUAAGGAAAACAAGAGGGCACAACAACAAGCACAAAGCCUUUUCACUCCUUUUAUCAUAUAUACCUGCUAAUCCCAUAUCGUUGUAGCCUGUAGCUGUUUCCAGACUAAUGCCAUAUCCCUUUGCUGUCUGCAGAUCUACAGCCCCCUUACUGAUUGCCAUUGAUUCCUUGUUAAUCCAGCCUAUUGCAGGUGGAUUCCCAGUCCUUGUGGCUAUAGAUUCCUUCUAGUAGGGCCAGUGAUGCUUUUAUCUCAACUGCUCCAUGGACCAUAAUUGAGUGCAUGAAAGUAAGGCUGUUUACAGUCCACAAAUGCAAUUAAUCCCAAAACAUGGUAACUGUUAAGGUCUUAUUAAACUUCAGGAGUCCAAACAAGGCCCUAUUUAAAAUCUUUGAUGAUCUGUGAUGAUCAGAUCAUUAUUAAUUCUGUCGGCAGCAUCACACGAUGGUUAUUAUUGUGCAGGAUAUAUUAUUAUUAUUAUUAUUAUUACACCUGUGAACCAGCAACAGGGGAAAAAAGUUAUAGAGUUCUCACCUAAAAUCUGUGUUCGUGUUCACCAUUUGAGUUGCUGUAACAGUUGCGUAACUGUAACCUUUUACCUGUUAUCCAGAAUUAGGUGGAGUAAUUAAAGCAAAUGUUUAAACUCUGUCAUUGAUUAGAAGAGGCAAAGGUUCAAGGUAAUUAGUAGCUAGGUUGUAAAGCAGUGGGAAAUCUGGGCUGUGAUUGGUUAAAUAUUUACCACCCGUGUUGAAGAUGUCUAAAAAUACACUGCUAUGAACAACUGAAAAUACAAAAUGUUAAAUACUAUAAUGUUAAAAUGUUAAGAAUCAAUGUAUUAGCAAAUAUUUUUAAGGAGAAGGACUUAAUGUCAGAAAGCUGUAAUAUAUGUUUCUGUAUGUAUUACUACCAGACUGAAAAUAUAGUACAGCAAUAAGUCCAGUAACAUUUUAGAAUACAGAGCCGAAUUGUUUUGCUGUCAUAUAUUUAUCGACGUAUAUCUAUGGUCCCUAGAAUUUAGCUACAAUAUUUGUCCAGCAGAUGGCAGGUUUGGCUGUUUUAUUAAAGUUCUAGACUGAAUUCUUAUUUUUCUGCUGUUCAUCAAAAAUAUUUGUCUGUUUAAACAUUUAAAUGUUUUUUUUUAAAUGUGU
Molecule: messenger RNA, 2386 nt
Organism: Neolamprologus brichardi
Lineage: Eukaryota; Metazoa; Chordata; Actinopteri; Cichliformes; Cichlidae
Gene: ca7
Product: carbonic anhydrase 7
Biological process (GO): regulation of intracellular pH
Cellular component (GO): cytoplasm
Molecular function (GO): zinc ion binding; carbonate dehydratase activity
Source: RefSeq, a predicted model, not a curated record